Apaloderma vittatum (bar-tailed trogon) is the source of this 263-nucleotide messenger RNA. Its product is annotated as carbonyl reductase family member 4-like. The transcript is spliced from 2 exons. NCBI's taxonomy places the organism in Eukaryota, Metazoa, Chordata, Aves, Trogoniformes, Trogonidae. The annotation marks the transcript as partial. The record is from RefSeq and is a predicted model, not a curated record. Gene Ontology annotation, molecular function: quinone binding; 2,3-dihydro-2,3-dihydroxybenzoate dehydrogenase activity; oxidoreductase activity, acting on the CH-OH group of donors, NAD or NADP as acceptor. Gene Ontology annotation, biological process: fatty acid biosynthetic process; siderophore biosynthetic process.
AUGGGCAAGGUUUGUGCUAUAUUCGGAGGAUCCCGAGGAAUAGGAAAAUCUGUUGCAGAAUUACUGGCACAGAAAGGCUGCCGCCUGGCGAUUAUUGCUAGAAAUCUGGAAGUAGCCCAAACCACUGCACGUAAUCUUGGUGCAGGACAUGUGGCACUUAGCUGUGAUGUAUCCAGUGAACAAGAAGUCCAACAUACAUUUGAGGAGAUGCAGAGGAAUUUAGGACCUAUUAACUACUUGGUUAAUGCAGCUGGGAUCAACAG